Molecule: messenger RNA, 645 nt
Organism: Trichophyton benhamiae CBS 112371
Lineage: Eukaryota; Fungi; Ascomycota; Eurotiomycetes; Onygenales; Arthrodermataceae
Exons: 2
Coding region: 1-645 (214 amino acids)
Source: RefSeq, a predicted model, not a curated record
AUGGAGCGACAGACGCUUACUAUCGAGGAGAUGCAAAAGGGACUCGUUGAACUCGACCGUGCCAUGGGCGAAAACGAGAUGAUCUAUGCCUUCUCCCCUAUCACCGUGAUCUCGCCUGGCGGUUUCCUUGCAGUCUCAUACUUGAAAAGCCGUGAAACGACAGAGGAUAUUGAUAUUAUUAUCGAUCCCCAAUGGAUAGGAGACAAGGAUAUUAUACCAGCACUUAGAGAACUAUUCUCAUCAGUUGGAAAGAAACUUGGCUUAAAUCGCAAAUGGCUAAAUGAUGAUGUCUCCUUAUUCCUUACCCAGAAAGCUCGCGAACAGAUCUUCAAUGCUGCGGGUAACCAAAAUAUUAUACUCUACGAGGGACCAAAUCUUAGAGUACUGGGUGCACCCUUAGAAUGGGGUCUUGAGUCGAAACUACGGCGGAUAAAUAGCAAACCUGACCAUCCCAAGGUGCCAACAGAUAUACAGGAUAUCCUUAUUAUUCUGAAACUACUGAUAGAACGCAAUAAUGGGCCGCUAAAUAGACGGCAGGUACGCGAGAGAAACACAAAUGGAUUUGAUAUACUUCCUAGUGAAGAGACUCUAGAUCUUGUUGCUAAUGCAUACCAAAAUAAAUACGGGGAAUACCCUUUUUGCUAG